UCAAACUAGACUUACUACAAAAGCUACAGUGGUCCAAACAGUAUGAUAUUGGCACAAAAACAGACAAAGAUCAAUGGAACAGGGGAGUCCAAAAAUAAACCCAUGCACUCACGGUCAGUUCAUGUACAACAAAGGAGGCAAGAAUAUACAAUGGAAAAAAGACAGUCUGUUCAAUAAGUGGUGCUCGGAAAACUGGACAGCUACAUGUAAAAGAAUGAAAGUAGAACAUUCUCUAACACUAUAUACAAAAACUCAAGAUAGAUGAAAGACCUAAAGUAAGACUGGAUACUAUAAAACUCCUAGAGAAAAACACAUGCAGAAGACUCCUUGACAUAAAUCACAGCAAUAUUUUAUUAGAUUCAUCUCCUAAAGGAAAUUAAAUGGGACCUAGUUAAAAGCUUUUACGUUGCAAAGGAAACCACUGACAAAACGAAAACCUAAUGAAUGGGAGAAAAUAUUUGCAAAUGAUAUGACUGAUAAGGGGUUAAUAGCCAACAUAUACAACUCAGCAUCAGAAAAACAACUAAGGAAUUCCCUCGUGGUCCACUGGCUAGGACUUGGUGCUUUCACUGCCGUGGCCCAGGUUCAACCCCUGGUCAGAGAACUAAGAUCCCACAAGCUACGUGGUGUGGCCAAAAAACAUCCCUGGAAAACAACCCAAUUAAAAAGUGGGCAGAAGCACCUGUGCACAUGGCGCUGCAAGCGGUGCGGAGCGUGCGGGCGGCGGUCGGCAGCCUGCGCGCCAUCUCGGCACCCAGCGCGCCCUGCUCGCCGCGGCCACGGGGACUGCGGGCGGGUGCCGUCUGGGCACUGCGCACCGGCCCUGCUCUGCUGUCGGUGCGGAAAUUCACAGAAAAACACGAAUGGGUAACAACAGAAAACGGUGUUGGAACAGUGGGAAUCAGCAAUUUUGCACAGGAAGCUUUGGUAGAUGUUGUUUACUGUAGUCUGCCUGAAGUUGGGACAAAGUUGAACAAACAAGAGGAGUUUGGUGCUUUGGAAAGUGUGAAAGCUGCUAGUGAACUCUAUUCCCCUCUAUCAGGAGAAGUAACUGAAAUUAAUACAGCCCUAGCAGAAAAUCCAGGACUUGUCAACAAGUCUUGUUAUGAAGAUGGUUGGCUGAUCAAGAUGACAUUCAGUAACCCUUCAGAACUAGAUGAACUAAUGAGUGAAGAAGCAUAUGAAAAAUACAUAAAAUCUACUGAGGAAUGAAAAUGGAAUCCCUAAAUAAACUACUUUGAAACAACUUAAUCUAGCAUAGUUGUCUUAAAUUAGUGGUGGAUAGAUAUUUAAAAAGCAACUUUUAGCAAAAGAAACUACUUGUAACAAUGUUUCCUGAAGAAAAUACCCCUUAACUUUCUAAUGCCUUCAGAUAAACACUGUGUAUCUUUUCCACAGCAUCCUGUGAUUUUUAGGCUAGGCUCCAGUUACAAUAUUCAGAAUUCCUGAAAUUAUCUCUGAUAAAACUAAUUAUAAAAAUUAUGUAAUUCAACGAUAACAUGGUUAUCUUAUACCUUAUAUGACAUUGUAACUUGCUUACAGCUAUCCUUGGAUUUGGGUCAAAAUGAUCUUCCCACUAGAAAUAACUGCCAGUGGAGAAAAGUUUGUUAGUUGUAUAGUGUGCAGUGAAGAAUAUUACUGUCUUAAUUUUGCAAUAUACUGUGUUUGCUGGUGCUAUUUUUAUACAGUGAAGCAACAGCCUUGCAGGAGAAUAAACAAUUUAAUAAUAAAAUAUUCAACUUCUUAAAAAAAAAAAAAAAAGUGGGCAGAAGAACUGAAUGGACAUUUUUCCAAAGGGGAACUGCACGUGUCCAACAGGGACAUGAAAAGAUGCUGAACAUCACUAAUGAUCAGAGAAAUGUAAACCAAAACCACAAUCAUCUAUCACCUCAUACCUGUCAGAAUGGCUAUCAUCAAAAAGAACACAAAUAAUAAAUGGUGGUAAGAAUGUGGA
Molecule: messenger RNA, 1954 nt
Organism: Dama dama (fallow deer)
Lineage: Eukaryota; Metazoa; Chordata; Mammalia; Artiodactyla; Cervidae
Product: glycine cleavage system H protein, mitochondrial-like
Exons: 1
Coding region: 691-1212 (173 amino acids)
Biological process (GO): protein lipoylation; glycine decarboxylation via glycine cleavage system
Cellular component (GO): mitochondrion; cytoplasm; glycine cleavage complex
Source: RefSeq, a predicted model, not a curated record